AUGGCAAAUUUAAUAGAAAAUGCACCUCCAGAAAAUGAGACAAUGGAGAAAGAGAAUGAGGUGGAGAAAGAAGUGGUCGAUGUAAAUGAUGAUAAAGAUGAUAAUAUAAUAGAAGGGGAUGAUGGGGAGAAAGAUAAACAAGAAGGUAUUGAUGGAGAAGAUGAUAAAGAUGGAGACAAGGAGGAGGAGAAUAAUGUGUUUGAUAAGAAGAAAAGGAAAAAAUGUUCCAAAGCUUAUGAUGAUUUCAUUGAAGUGACAGCAGAUGAUGGGACUACAAAGUUUCAAUGCAUACAUUGCAAGACUUUUCUUGCUAAGACGUCUACUGGCACAACAUCUCAUCUUUGGAAUCACUUGAAAAGGUGUCUGCAAAAGAAGCUUCACUUGAAGAAGCAAAAGACGUUGCAAUUUCUUUGGGAUUAA
Salvia miltiorrhiza (redroot sage) is the source of this 420-nucleotide messenger RNA. RefSeq names its product ribosomal RNA-processing protein 15-like. The record is from RefSeq and is a predicted model, not a curated record. The coding region runs from base 1 to 420 and encodes 139 amino acids. Gene Ontology annotation, molecular function: DNA binding. NCBI's taxonomy places the organism in Eukaryota, Viridiplantae, Streptophyta, Magnoliopsida, Lamiales, Lamiaceae. The transcript has a single exon.